This is a messenger RNA of Drosophila hydei, 625 nucleotides long. RefSeq names its product C-type lectin 37Db-like. Lineage: Eukaryota; Metazoa; Arthropoda; Insecta; Diptera; Drosophilidae. Gene Ontology annotation, molecular function: signaling receptor activity. The record is from RefSeq and is a predicted model, not a curated record. The transcript is spliced from 2 exons. The coding region runs from base 34 to 597 and encodes 187 amino acids.
AGUAAAUCAGUUAUUAUAGAGCAACUGUGGAGAAUGUUGACUUGGUUCAGUAUGGAUUUGAGAUUUUUAAUGAUGAUUUCGUAUUGUUUUUCGCUUCAAUGUGAGACUCUGGGAUCAUCGAUAGGAAAUUUCGCCAAUUUUAGUCAGUCGCUUGAAAUCGCAAAUGACUUUUAUGCCGACAUCAAUCCUUUUCAAAAAGUCAAUUCGAAAUAUUUCUAUAUAGAAAGGAGCAGAGCUCUCAAUUGGUUCGAAGCUCUGCACAAGUGUCGUGAAUUGGGGUCGGAUUUGGUCAACUUUCGAAAUGAUCGCGAACUCGAUGCAGUGAUACCAGAGUUGAGUAAGAAGCGCUGCUAUUGGCUGAGCAUAAAUAACUUUUCAGAGAAAUCCCAAUAUAUUUCAAUUACUAACGGCCGGCCACCGAGCUUCGCCAGAUGGGGUCGCGGGGAACCAAAUAACUUGAAAAACAAGGAGCAUUGCGGACAGCUUGUGGCCUUCAACAGAAACACAUUCUAUUAUAACGACAAUCAGUGUAUUCGGCGCUGUUACUAUAUUUGUGAAACGAAGCUGCCCAGCCAAACAAAUGUUGUUAUAUGGUGAACAUAUAAAUAUAUGGAGCAAGCAGUGG